GUUUCAUCCCAUUUUAAAUACGAACCACAACAAAACACGCGGAGAUGACAAACAACGAAAAAAACAAUGCUCAGAACCUUUCAGCAGCACUCAAACCAUGCAAAAAACGAAACGAAUGCCGCAACGAGGUGCAGGACGUUCUAUCACGCGAUCUGCACAGCUCGGACAAGAAGAUCAGGCUGAAAGCAUUCUAUGCGCUGUGUAUAGACGCAACGGAGCGCAUGCACGACAUUAUUGAAUAUUUCAUUCAUGUUGGCGAGAAAAUGGCACUGAGAGAGGUAAAUUUCUGUUUGAGGUGCAUGCGCUUGGUGCUCAUGGAGAGAUUGGAGCGAAGAAAUGAUGAGCAGCUCGAGAUGGAGCAGCUGGAAUAUGCGUGUGAGAGCAGCUCUGAGAGUGUGCAGAUGGACACGAGCACUGUGGACAGUUUGUGCACCUCUGAGUAUGAAAUUCGCGUGACAACAACCGCACGAAGAAGACGAGCACCAAAACCGAGCAUAGACCGGUUCAUUUCGUUCUCAGAGCGUGAGCACAGCUACGCACACGUAACGGAGAGAAGAAUACGUUUCAUAGAGAAUGAGCGGGUGAGGCGCGUGCUCAUAGAUCUGAUGGGCAUACGAAAUGCGCAAUACAACGCAUCAAUCAUACUGUGGUACGUGUCAUUCAGCAAAGAGACGGCCAAGCACUACGAGCAGAUCAUUCCGCACCUCCUGCAUUUGCUCAAGAAGAGGGAUUGCGAGAAAAUGGUGAGAACAGCGUUUUUCAUCAUACGCAACCUGCUGAAGAACGGUUUCUUCUUCAGCCUGGUCACGUGCAACGACAUAAUCAAUGACUCUGCGAACAUGAGGUACGAGGAUGAAGAGCUCAAGAUCACGAUCGAACAGGUGGUACGUGUGCUCAAAGGUAGGCUCGUCAAGACAGGUUCAUUCCAAAAUUAUCUCAAGGAACUGUUCAGUGGCAAGCUGGAGCAGACACCUUACCACUUCUCAGAUGUGUUCUGGUCCAUGAAUGUAGGCUCGCUGGUGCAGUACAAGAUCGAGAUAAUUCGAGCACUCAAGAAAUACUUGAAGAGCGGCUGCACACAGAGCAAGUGCGUGGCAGCGAAUGACCUGUACCGGUUUGUAAAGACAUGUCCUGAGGUUGUGCGGGUCGUCGAAAAGUUUGAUCUAAAAGCGGAGCUCUUCAAGCUGUGUGAGAGUACAAACGAUGAUCUGAGGUUCUACGCAUUGCAGAGCCUGAGCGUGUGCAUCUUCCAGGAGUGGCACUGAGAGUUACAUCCGUUAAAUUGCGCUUGUGAAGGAUUUUGAACCGUUUGCGGUUGAGCUACGUGUUUGGUGAUGGUUGCUAUGCGACAGAAGUGGAGCACCCAUUUUUGAACGGUCCUUUGUGCGGCAUUAACCGUGUCUGUGAACAGUCUCUUGACAUUCACGAUCGGUCAUCCACGCUGUGUUGUUUAUGCGUUGUAGCACGUUCUUUUAUACAAAAUCAAAAAUACUUUUUUACGAGAUAUCCUCAUGCAGAUCAAAAAUACUUCUAUAAACGGUUGACUACAGUGCCCCUACGACUCGCGAGUGUGCCACGCACCUUAGGUAAAAAUAAAGCAGAG
Vavraia culicis subsp. floridensis is the source of this 1603-nucleotide messenger RNA. RefSeq lists its product as uncharacterized. Gene Ontology annotation, molecular function: proton-transporting ATPase activity, rotational mechanism. The transcript has a single exon. The record is from RefSeq and is a predicted model, not a curated record. Lineage: Eukaryota; Fungi; Microsporidia; Pleistophoridae. Bases 45 to 1265 code for a protein of 406 amino acids. Gene Ontology annotation, biological process: proton transmembrane transport. Gene Ontology annotation, cellular component: vacuolar proton-transporting V-type ATPase, V1 domain.